This is a messenger RNA of Baudoinia panamericana UAMH 10762, 765 nucleotides long. RefSeq lists its product as uncharacterized. Lineage: Eukaryota; Fungi; Ascomycota; Dothideomycetes; Mycosphaerellales; Teratosphaeriaceae. The transcript has 2 exons. The coding region runs from base 1 to 765 and encodes 254 amino acids. Gene Ontology annotation, cellular component: membrane. The record is from RefSeq and is a predicted model, not a curated record. Gene Ontology annotation, molecular function: serine-type endopeptidase activity.
AUGUCCCUGUCAAGCAUCCAGUCGAAACGUCAGUCGUACAGCCUCCGCCGCCCGUACAGCAACAUCACAGGACGAGACUCCUCAGACACCUACACCUCCGCCGAAAACGUAAUCUGGACCCUCAUAUCCCUUAACAUUGCCGUCUUUGGCACCUGGCAGUACGCUCGCUACACUCAAAACAGCAAACUGAUCAAACAACUCAAAGAAAACGCCACCCUCUCACUAGCCAACUUUGAGGCAGGACGGUACUGGACGCUCCUCACCGCCGCCUUCUCUCAUACCGAGUGGUGGCAUAUUCUGUUUAACAUGAUGUCGCUUCGCGCUUUUGGAAGUAUUCUGUCCUUCUUCCCGGGAGUAGGUGGAGGGCAUAUCCUUGCGCUCUCUGUAGGAAGCGCGCUUGCUGGCUCGGGUGGGUGGCUGUAUCAGCAAAAGGCUCGGGAGGACCUGCUCAAGAUCACUGGAGCAGGCGGGCAAAUCUUUGGACCGGGCACGCACGCCAGUGGUGCGGUAUUGGGCAUGGGUGCUGCGGCGACUUGCCUCAUGCCCUUCGCUCCGAUCAAUAUUCUGUUCAUUCCCGUUGCGAUUCCUUUGUGGGUGGCGACUGUGGGAUAUGCGGCGCUGGACACGUACUUGCUGGGCUCCAAGACCAGUCAUAUUGGACAUGCGGCACACUUAAGUGGGUCACUGUUCGGGCUGCUGUACUACUUCACCAACAUGAGAGGAUUUGGCGGAGUGUGGUGGAUGCUUAGGAGGAGAUGGAGAUGA